Messenger RNA from Pyrus x bretschneideri (Chinese white pear), 938 nucleotides. Its product is annotated as eukaryotic translation initiation factor 3 subunit K-like. Gene Ontology annotation, cellular component: cytoplasm; eukaryotic translation initiation factor 3 complex. The record is from RefSeq and is a predicted model, not a curated record. The coding region runs from base 48 to 749 and encodes 233 amino acids. Lineage: Eukaryota; Viridiplantae; Streptophyta; Magnoliopsida; Rosales; Rosaceae. Gene Ontology annotation, biological process: regulation of translational initiation. Gene Ontology annotation, molecular function: translation initiation factor activity; ribosome binding. The transcript has 8 exons.
UUUCGAAUAAUCAAACCAGAAUAAUUAAAUAAAUAAAUCGGCGAAUAAUGGGAAGAGAGGUUCUGCAGCAACAGCAGCAGCAGCAGGUGGCGUCCGCGGUGGAGGAGCUGCUCGCCGUGAAUCCGUACAACCCCGACAUCCUUCCCGAUCUCGAAAACUACGUCAACGAGCAGGUUUCUUCACAAACCUACAGUCUCGAUGCCAAUCUCUGCCUUCUUCGCCUCUAUCAGUUUGAGCCAAAUCGUAUGAGCACCCAAAUUGUGUCCCGCAUCUUGGUCAAGGCACUGAUGGCAAUGCCGUCUCCUGAUUUCAGCCUUUGUCUCUUCUUAAUUCCAGAAAGAGUGCAAAUGGAGGAGCAGUUCAAGACACUAAUUGUUCUAUCUCACUACUUGGAGACUGGACGAUUCAGUCAAUUCUGGGAUGAAGCAUCCAAUAAUCGUCACAUAGUUGAAGCUGUUCCAGGUUUUGAGCAAGCAAUCCAAGCCUAUGCAAUUCAUGUUCUUUCCUUGACUUAUCAAAGGGUUCCCAAAUCUGUGCUUGCUGAGGCUAUCAACAUCGAAGGUUUAGCCCUGGACAAGUUCCUUGAGCACCAUGUAGCUAAUAGCGGUUGGAUUCUUGAGAAAGUUCAAGGCAGGGGUCAACUCAUUGUCCUACCUCGAAGUGAAUUUAACCAUCCUGAGCUGAAGAAAAACACUGACGAUGGCAUUCCAUUAGAGCACGUGGCUCGCAUCUUCCCCAUUCUUGGUUGAUCAUCAUAUUUGCUGGUCUCCGUGCUUAUGGCUCAGUGGGUUCAUUCCGUCUUCUGUAGCUUUGUUUUACUCUGUUUGACUUCUUGAGUUUUAUGUCGAAAACCAGGCGGCUGCUUACUCCGGCGGUAUUCCUUGACCGUAAUUUUAUUUAAGCUAUCAAUUUUGUUAGUGGAAAAAUUUUCCGAGGCA